Sardina pilchardus (European sardine) is the source of this 967-nucleotide messenger RNA. It is a transcript of the gene tnnc1b, whose product is annotated as troponin C type 1b (slow). The transcript is spliced from 6 exons. Bases 145 to 630 code for a protein of 161 amino acids. Gene Ontology annotation, molecular function: calcium ion binding. Lineage: Eukaryota; Metazoa; Chordata; Actinopteri; Clupeiformes; Clupeidae. The record is from RefSeq and is a predicted model, not a curated record. Gene Ontology annotation, cellular component: myosin II complex.
AGGCGAGGGGAGGUGCCCGACCCAUCCUUUAUCCUGCAAGCGCGCCUGUACCAAGGGGUCGUUCGUGACGGAUCUACUGGGAGAGAGAGCCGGUUGAGGUUUUCUGCGUUUCUGUCUUGAGGGCCUAAACCCAGUGCAGCCACCAUGGAUGAUGUUUAUAAAGCAGCGGUCGAGAACUUAACAGAAGAACAGAAAAAUGAGUUCCGUGCUGCCUUUGACAUCUUCGUGCAGGGUGCGGAGGAUGGCUGCAUCAGCACGAAGGAGUUGGGGAAGGUCAUGAGGAUGCUGGGGCAGAACCCCUCCCAAGAAGAGUUGCAGGAGAUGGUGGAUGAGGUAGAUGAAGACGGCAGCGGGACAGUGGAUUUCGAUGAGUUCUUGGUCAUGAUGGUGCGCUGCAUGAAAGAGGAGAGCAAAGGAAAGUCAGAGGAGGAGCUUGCCGAGGUCUUCCGCAUGUUUGACAAGAACGGAGAUGGCUAUAUCGAUUUAGAUGAGCUAAAGAACAUGCUGGAGUCAACAGGUGAGGCCAUCACAGAAGACGACAUUGAAGAACUCAUGAAGGAUGGAGACAAAAACAACGAUGGCAAGAUUGACUAUGAUGAGUUCCUUGAAUUCAUGAAGGGAGUUGAAUAAGAAGUAGACAUCCUGGAAUGGCCCUCCUGUGAACUACCUUCAGAAAAGAACAUCUGGAAACCUCUCCAUCGCUUUUUAUGAACCUGAAAAUCCCUCAAAUAUUUUCUUAUAAUGUGAAGGCUUAGCCCUGUUCACACUGCCGUUCUGCAGUUUCUGUAAAUAAUGAUUGACCACUUCUAUUAGAUUAUGUUUCUUGAUGCAAUAGACACACACUUGUUUGGCUUGAGGGACAUUUCUACAUAUUCUGGCUACUCAUCCAUACAAGGCCAAGAACAAAACCAUUUGGCUUAACAUUCUAGAUUCAUGUUACAAUAAAAGCUUCUGACUUUUUAAAUCA